Molecule: messenger RNA, 1505 nt
Organism: Mycena citricolor
Lineage: Eukaryota; Fungi; Basidiomycota; Agaricomycetes; Agaricales; Mycenaceae
Source: the annotation of a GenBank genome assembly
GGCGGUGGAGGUCUCUCUCAGCAUUGGUGCUGGUCACGGCUGCAGGCUUUCUCUGGUUAUUCCACCUCUUUUUCGGAUCGGUGGCCGCGAGCCUUCCCUUCCGGAAGUCGCAGGAUCACUUCCAUUGGACGGGCACGACGAGUACGGAGCCGGAGACAACGACCGGUCGACCCACUACCCGGUAUCCGCCCACGACGAUUCCCUCAGGCGCCCAUGCGCACGGGUACACCCUGUUCGACCAUAUGUAUCUGCGAAAUGGCACAUUCUACGUCGUCACCGCCAAUCGGAGUGCGUUUCCGCCCAUACCGCAGCUGCUCGCUCCUCCCCACUUGCUGGGAGAGAAACAAAAGCAGGAUGCAGGAGAUGCUGAGAUUCGAUUCAUCAGUCCGGAGGAUGCCCAGGGUGUAUUGGGCAAAAUGAUCACGCGAGUGGAGGGCAUUUCAAUUGUGGUUUAUGAUCCAGCAGAAUAUGCUCAUCAUUUUUAUCACUGGUUCGGGGAGAUCCUCUUCGGAUUCUGGCGCGUAUACUCGCACAUUCUCAUGGACUCCUCGAAAACCGAACGAACGCUUGAUUUCCCUCGGAAAAUAAUCUUGCCGUUCAUGAUUUACGGGGAGUGGCGCGACUCUGCCGACAUCGACGGCCCCUUCACGCGGACCGUGUUUCCGAAUACGGGGCUUGAAUUCGCCGAGUACUGGCACGAGCUCGCACGGCUUGGCACCACAGUCGUCUUCGAUCGCAUGGGGUUGCUGAGCCGGAUCAGCGCUCAUAACCACCCCUUGGCAAAUCACUGGGGAAAGAUGAUGGCCGGCACCAUGGAACUGUCUGCGCCGCCUGAUUUCUGGGCGCCCAUCCGUGAGGCAAUGUGGCAAAACAUGCUGGGCUGGGUGCCGGGAAGCCCGACUCCGGCCAAGACAUUCCAACCAGGCCACUCCUCAAAACCAGUGGUAACGUACGUCCCCCGGCAGCGCUACCCGAAGCGAAAACUCAGAGAUGCUGAUCACGAAACACUCCUCGUCGCGAUGCGCGAAUUGGAAAGGGAGGGGCUGUGCGAGUUCCAGGUCGCAGAGAAUGAGGUUGUGGCCGUCCAGGAUCAGAUCGCUAUGGCUUCGAGAACGACGAUCAUGCUAGGCGUUCAUGGAAACGGAUUGACGCACGAGCUUUGGAUGCCUCCGUCUCCACAGUCGACGAUCAUCGAAAUAUUUUCUCCGCAAGGGUAUGUUUACGACUACGAACUGUUGGCACGAAACCUGGGGCACAAACAUUACGCCAUCUGGAAUGACACAUAUAUCACAUAUGAGCCAGGAAUAGUCCAUGAGGGCACUCACUUUCCACUGGACUUUCAGGGUGAUCAGAUUCCAGUUUACGCACCGACAGUUGUUAAAGUAAUCCGGCAGCAAUUGAAAAAUGUGUAAUAUGUCACCCCAGCGACCUCCAAUUAUGACGUAAAAUUGCUUCCAGGCCCCCCUCCGGAGGCCAUCAAACCACCCCCUACCCCCCCUGAUCGG